AUGGGUGGGUGUUUGACCCUCCUUCAGAGCUGGAUCUAUGAGUACUUCCCGUGUUUACGAGAUCAAAAGUUGGGGACACGUGGAUUUGUGUACGAGGAUCCUUUUGCUAAGAAGUGA
This is a messenger RNA of Linum tenue, 117 nucleotides long. NCBI's taxonomy places the organism in Eukaryota, Viridiplantae, Streptophyta, Magnoliopsida, Malpighiales, Linaceae. The record is from the annotation of a GenBank genome assembly.